AUGAUGUGGUCCAAUAUCAGUGCUGUCCCCUUUCUGCUGACUGGCUUCCCAGGACUGGAAGCAGCUCAUCACUGGAUCUCUAUACCCUUCUUUGCCAUCUAUAUCUCUGUGCUUCUGGGCAAUGGCACACUUCUCUACCUCAUCAAGGAUGACCACAACCUCCAUGAACCCAUGUACUAUUUCCUUGCCAUGUUGGCAGGUACAGACCUCACAGUUACACUGACUACAAUGCCCACUGUAAUGGCUGUUUUAUGGGUGAAUCACAGAGAGAUAAGACACGGGGCCUGUUUUUUACAGGCCUAUGUCAUUCACUCCCUUUCUAUUGUGGAGUCAGGGGUCUUGCUUGCUAUGUCUUAUGAUCGAUUUGUUGCCAUCUGCACACCUCUGCAUUAUAACUCUAUCCUUACCAAUUCCAGGGUUAUGAUAAUAGGACUUGGGGUUGUACUGAGGGGCUUUUUAUCUCUUGUGCCCCCAAUCCUGCUUCUCUUUUGGUUCCCAUACUGCCGUUCCCAUGUCCUUUCUCAUGCCUUCUGCCUCCACCAAGAUGUCAUGAAACUCGCAUGUGCUGACAUUACCUUUAACCGCAUAUACCCAGUUGUUUUGGUUGCCCUGACUUUCUUCCUUGAUGCACUCAUCAUUGUCUUUUCCUAUGUCCUCAUUCUGAGAACAGUUAUGGGCAUUGCCUCUGGAGAGGAGAGAGCAAAGGCUCUCAACACUUGUGUUUCCCACAUUAGCUGUGUCCUGGUCUUCUACAUCACAGUGAUUGGCCUGACCUUCAUUCACAGGUUUGGAAAGCAUGCCCCCCAUGUGGUGCACAUUACCAUGAGCUAUGUCUACUUUCUCUUUCCUCCGUUUAUGAACCCCAUCAUUUACAGCAUCAAGACCAAGCAAAUUCAGAGGAGCAUUCUCCGUCUACUCUGUGUAUAA
Molecule: messenger RNA, 927 nt
Organism: Rattus rattus (black rat)
Lineage: Eukaryota; Metazoa; Chordata; Mammalia; Rodentia; Muridae
Product: olfactory receptor 51B2-like
Exons: 1
Coding region: 1-927 (308 amino acids)
Biological process (GO): G protein-coupled receptor signaling pathway
Cellular component (GO): membrane
Molecular function (GO): olfactory receptor activity; G protein-coupled receptor activity
Source: RefSeq, a predicted model, not a curated record